Messenger RNA from Chanos chanos (milkfish), 9601 nucleotides. It is a transcript of the gene rev3l, whose product is annotated as REV3 like, DNA directed polymerase zeta catalytic subunit. Gene Ontology annotation, biological process: double-strand break repair via homologous recombination; error-prone translesion synthesis. Lineage: Eukaryota; Metazoa; Chordata; Actinopteri; Gonorynchiformes; Chanidae. The record is from RefSeq and is a predicted model, not a curated record. Bases 1 to 9210 code for a protein of 3069 amino acids. Gene Ontology annotation, molecular function: nucleotide binding; DNA binding; DNA-directed DNA polymerase activity. Gene Ontology annotation, cellular component: nucleus; zeta DNA polymerase complex. The transcript is spliced from 32 exons.
AUGUUUGCAGUUCGCAUUGUCACCGCAGAUUAUUAUAUGGCAAGUCCUAUCAGAGACUUGGACGUAUGUUACUCAGAAUUCAGAGAAAAUGAAGUGAAGAAGGUACCAGUCGUCCGAAUCUUCGGAGCAACACCGGCAGGGCAGAAGACGUGUCUCCACUUGCAUGGCAUCUUUCCCUACGUCUACGUGCCAUACGACGGCUAUGGACAGCAGCCGGAGAGAUACCUGCGGCAGGUUGCCUACAGCAUCGACAGAGCCCUCAAUGUGUCCAUGGGCAACCCCUCCUCCGGUGCACAACACAUCUUUAAAGUGACACUGGUUUCUGGGAUGCCUUUCUAUGGAUACCAUGCAAAAGAGAAAGCAUUCAUGAAGAUUUAUCUCUACAACCCACAGAUGGUUAAAAGGGUCUGCGAACUGUUACAAGGAGGAGCCGUUAUGAACAAGAGCUUCCAGCCACAUGAGGCCCACAUCCCCUUCCUGCUGCAGCUCUUUAUCGACUAUAACUUAUACGGCAUGAAUCUGGUCAACUUGGCAACCGUCAAGUUCCGCCGCAGUGAGUCUGUGUCUACAUCAGAGUACCAGGGCCCCAAAGGCAGAAUGGGCAGUAGUCCUGUGAAGAGUCCCUGCUCCUCCAAACUGUCUGAGAGUAUGCUGGGAGGAACUUUUGUGCGCUGGGAAGAGGACGCUUUACCGAGUUCGCUGGUUCUGGAUGCGGUGCAGAAACAGAGCACGUGUGAGCUGGAGGCAGAUGCUGUGGCUGCUGACAUUCUCAACCGUUUGGAGAUCGGAAUUCAGGUCGGAAGGAACCCCGGCCUUCAGGCAAUUUGGGAGGAUGAGAAGCAAAGGCGGAGGGAGAAUAACCAGGCCUCCCAAAUUGAGACUCCUGAAUCUCAAGAUCGAGGGAAUAUUGAACCUGCGGAGAGUGAGAAAAUCUUCAUGAAGCGAUUCAAGGAGAUACUGAGAGAAAAUGAGUUUGAUGUGACCCAGACAAGAUCUUCAAUAGAUGUUGAUGAAGACGAGUCUUUUCCCCUUGAGCUGUCACUUCACCCUGAUGUCCUGAGCCCAGAUGAUCUUCCAUGUCCUCCAGCUAGUCAAGUGGAGGUGCACAAAGAUGCACAAAUUGACACUAAACGGCCAUGUAGCAAAGAAGCUGAAGUGGCAGUUGUUGAUGAGGAGGCUAUUUUGAGUCUAUUGGAGAAUAGCCAGACCUUUCUUCCCCUCUCACAGACAUCUAACCACUCUGCAAUACUUGACAACAGCCAAGACCAGGCCAUGGUGGACCUUCUUGUUGGGCUAGAGGAUGAUGGGUAUGGGGCAGACCUGCCGAGAAAAACAUGUCAGCAGCAGCUGCCAGGAAGUGCUAGUUGUCCCUAUAACAGUGACGACGAAGAAGCAGGACCUGAAUUGGAGAAAGAGGAGGCAGAAAUGAGUCUAAUGAUGUCACAGAGAUGGGACAGUGAUAUCCCAGAACACUCAUCUAGACAGAGGCUCUGUAUGAAGGAUGCUGAUGAAAGCUCUAGUGAAGAACAGCAGGCUUCAUCAGAUGAAGAGAUGGACUGGAGUGGAAACAAUGCACUCUAUGUUGACCUUUCCAUACCCCAACUAGAUGGUGCAGCAGAUGAAAACAGUGAUACAUCAUUAAACGACAAAGGCUCCCACACACACUCAUCACUUACUGCAACUGAGAAGAUCCUCGGGAGAAGGAAUCCCUUUCCAGCUGAAACAGUCCCUCUGGAGCCCCCCUCCUCAGCAAAGAUCCUCCUUGAUUGCAAACAUCGUGAGCAUAGACAAUCUCUUUCUCUUGACACAGAGGAAUCGGAUAAACAUUUUCUUGCCAAAAGCCAAGAGGGCAAUGAAUGUCCAACAGGGCUUAAAGUGAACAAAGAGAAACCUUACAUCCAGCCAGUGAAACAUCCAAUCCCUUGUAACAUAGCCAAUAGAGCAGAGGUAUCCCAGGUCAGUGUUGACAAAGUUGGUGCUCUUCCUCACACAAAUGAGAAUAAAACCACUGGUAUUAAUAAAUCAGAUCCAGACGGCUUGCCUUUUGGAAAUGCAAAGAUCACUCAAAGCAGGAAAAAAUACAGCAGUAUUAAAAAUGUGGAGAAGAAUCACUUAUCUGUCCUACCAAAUCAUACAAGUUUUUCCCUUCGUUACUCUGAGUUAAGGACUUGCCCAGCCAGGACGGAGAAGGAUCUCAGUCAGAAGGACAGCAAAAGUCCUGUGCGUAGGAGUCCUGAUAAAGCUCCGAGUCCAAUGCACGAGGAUGAACUUAUGGCCCCUCAGGAGGGAGAGACAGGUCUGGAUAGCGAAGAGGGAGAUGUUGGAGAGCUGAAAAUAAGGUACGAGGACUAUCAAGAAAACAAAACCGAGAGGACCAUUGUGGCUCAGCAGGAGGCACACUACAAAUUUUUCCCUAGUGUGAUUCUCUCAAACUGCCUCACCAGACCAGCAAAGAAGUAUAUAGGAAGCAAGACUGCUGACGGCUGUGCUAAUCAUGAGCAGCCUGAGCAGCGGCAGUGCAGAUUAAAAUUAAGCAAGAGAAGAAGUAGUGCAGCAAGUCAUAAAAAGGUCAGUUCCAUGGAUGGGACUCCCAGUGUAGACUUUACUUCAAUCAGGCCAGUCUGUCCAAAAAGCAAGGAAACUGAUGAGAAACCUGAAUCAAGCACAUCAGAGCCAAAUCCAGAUCCUCCAGUUACUGAAGAUCCUGCUUUAGCCACUACUGGAGAUGGACUUGCCCUGCUCUCUGAUAUACAUACCAAAGUAGCUUGCACUAAGAUUUCUAGUUUACCUGGUAGCAAAUAUACCUUGAGGGCAAAACGCAAAAUGAGUUAUGAGAGUGAAGAUGCAGAGCAUUCAAGUUCUCAUUCUCUGAAACAAGCUCUUGCUGUCCGAGAGAGUCUAAAAGAUAAUUUUGCCAUGACUGGUCAACAAAAAAGGAGAAAGAUGUCUAAAAAAGAGCCACCAAUUAUCAUCAAGUACAUCAUAAUCAACAGGUUCAAAGGUCAGAAGAAUAUGUUGGUAAAGUUAGCCAAGGUGAAUGUGGAAGAACAUCACGUAGUAUUGACACCAGAGAGGCUGGAAACAUAUGGUAAACUUGCUCCUCUUAAGGAGUUCUGGCCCAAGGUUCCCGAGUCAACAGCUGUCAAAUACCCUUUACCUGAGCCAAAGGUAAGGAAACACCCAAAACGAAAGGCAAAAGUUGCUGCAACAUCUAAGAAAACACUCAGCACCUCUCCAAAAGUCAGAUGCUCACAGGGUAGUAAAAUGAAAAGGAUCAAGGGCAUUAAAAAAGGAAUGGCCUUGUCAACACUGCCAAUCCCUCAGCCAUGCUAUAAUGACCACACUGAUGAUUAUUGUACUGAAUACUCAGAUGUGAUGGUCGAAUUGGGGUAUCUUUCUGAGAGGGCCCCUAGUCCCACCGAUUCAACACCACCACGAUGUUGGUCUCCCACUGACCCCCUUUUUGAAACUGCCACAAAUGAUCACUUGAUAAAUCCAUUAAACGAUCCUUGUCUUGGAUCUCCUUAUCAAGUCAGCGAUACAAAGCUCUUUGGUGUGGGUGUUCAGAGCAAAAGAAGGGGGGUCAGAUCAAGAAGAGUUAACUAUACAAGCCCAAAGAGAAGAGGCAAAACAUCUAAGACAGCGGAGGAAGAGUCAAAAAUAAAGGAGAAUAUACCUAACAAACCUUCCCGAACCUCAAGGAGACGGAAAAAAGAUUAUGAAACGACACAAGAAACAGGACUUGAUGAAGACUUCACUGCUCUUAAAAAGACCAGGAGACCUAGUAGAAAGAAACUACCUGACGUGUUAGACAACCCUGCUCCUGCUGGAUCACAGCCGUUGUUUCCCAUAGAUGACCUGCCUCCCUGUGAACCCUCAUCAGAGGUCCUGACUUCCUUUAAGCAGCAAGCAUCUACAAAGGAAAACAAGGAUGGCCAAAGUUCACAAACUCUGACACAGCUCAGUGAAUUAAAAUCAGAGAAAGAUGAAUCAUCCAUCAACAUGACAGAUGAACUCCAGGGUGACAAUGCUUUUGCUUCAUCAGCCUCUGAUCACACUCAAAACCCCGCUGUUGUUAAAAGCUCACUUGGUAGCCUCACAUCCUCAGCCGCACACACCACUGGAUACCCAUGCUCAGUCAUCACUUACAGUCGAUCCAGUUCACAUCUUCAGAAUAUAAAUCAGGGAUUCCAAGCAGGACCCAUUUCUCCAAAUCCCACAGACUUGAAAUCUGUGCCUGAUAGUCAUGAAGAGGGCCUUGACACUACACAGCCAUCACAGACAACUCCAAAGACACCUGCAAAGCAAAGACGGCGGCCGCCCAAAAAAGGGAAGGUAGAGAGUCCCUCAGUUCAGAUAACAUCUCCAGUGACAGCACCUUUGACAGAAGCCAUGGGUGGUAGCACUGAUGGAGCUGACAAAGGUCACGCAUUUCACUCGGGUCUAAGAAAUGGAGAGGCCAUGUCUCCACCAGAUGUUCCUUCUGGACUUGCUGUCCUGAAGGAGCUUCUUCAGAAAAGACAGCUGAAGGCAGGACAAGGUCAGCUUGAGAGUACUUUUGUGUCAAACAGUGUGUGCUCCGCUAUUCAAGCAGCUGAAGAUGUAUCUAAUCCACCUGUCAAACAGACAAAAGCUAAGAGGGUGCCAUCAUCCACACCAAGGAAAACAAGGGCAACAAAGACACAGAUACCAAAAGAGAAGAAGCCAAGAAGCAGAAAAAACAACAGCAAGCAUGAUGACUUAGUAAAACAGGAGCCGCCAAUGUCUGAUGAAAGUCCCGUGUUUCUAUCCGACCCUGGUUUCGAUAGCUGUUACUCAAUUGAGGAUAGCCUGUCCCCUGAUAUCCCCCAUAAUUACAGUUUUGAUAUAAAUGCCAUAGGGCAAACAGCAUUUUCUGGUCUUUAUGCCGGCAGCCAGUUUGUACUGACUGACAAGAACCUGCCACACAAGUUUCUGAGCGAUGUCAACCAGGAUGCCAUUCCAGCUAUGGCUUUGGGAUUAGAGAUCAGACCAGAGAAGGCACUUGGCAAAGGGGGAACUGUCAGUCCUGAUCUCUUUGAUAGGUCCUCUGGAGAUAAUGGAGAAGCUAUUCCCAAUGAUUUAAGUGUGUCCCUCCUAGAUUCUGACAAGAUAAUUAAAAAUAGAGAAUGGGGGGCUUCCUUGGGAAAAAUACAUGGCCUCAGCCACUUUCAAGAUUUUCAAUGUGAAAAGAGAGAUUUACUCUUUGGCUUUGACCCACUCUUGCCUCUCCCUUUAAGCUCUGCCUCUUUCGCUGAUAAUGGUGGGUCCUCAACAGAGGAUUUCCUGGACGCUAAUGAUGCUUUAACAACAUCAACAACUCCUAGCAGCUCCCCACGUUCUGUGAGCUCAUUGUCACAGUUGAGGACCGGCAGUCAGUCUCAGAGGGCUCCUGGAGUUCGCAUUCUGAAGCCCCUCAUGUCUCCUCCCAGCCGAGAGGAGAUUCUGACCACUUUGUUAGAGCUGGACCUCUCAGAGGCUAUCUACCAAGAGCCCUUCUGCAGUGAUCCGUCUGAUGCACCUCUGAAACCCAGAGAGAUUGGUGGGCGAAAGUUAACCUUGGAAACCAGGGUAGCAACAGAGUUGCCUGAGUUUAAUGGGGAUUUGUCUUUGGAAGGCCUGCAGUUCUGGAAAACUGCAUUUGCUGCUAUGACGCGUCAAAGUUCCUCCCCAGCCCAUGGACCUGAAGUCUCAAAAUCUGUGAAGGAUCUAGCAGAUUUGAGCCCAUCCUCUACCAGAGAUCAGAAAGUGGUACUGUUGCCAUGUCGGACUCCACCCAGUAGGGAGCGAGUACAGCUUUGGCUUCAAGCAAAGAAACAGUUUGAGUGCCUUCAGAAAGAUAGGAAACGUGCUUGUGGUCAAGAGUCAGAGGAGCUGAACCAAGUCAAAGUAAAGUCAACUGACAAGAAGUUGCCUCAGGGGACGAAGUCAGAAAAGCAUCAUGUCUCAGUUCUCUUAGAGAGGGAGAAUGACAGGGUUGAGCAGGCCUUAGCCUUACAGACUACUAAAAGGGAAGGCUUGGAUCUUUCCAUUCACAUAUCCCCUGUUGAGGCUGAAGUAUCUAUAUCUAGCUGUAAAGACUCGAAAUGUGUUCUGGAUACAAAUGCCCGGGAACAGGAAAAAGAGGACAGCUUGCUUGAUAAUUCCAUCUCUCCAGAUUCACCCAUUUUGCCGCCAUGGCAGCAAACUGCACAUCAAAGCCCCACUUGCAUAAUUCAGAAUGUGGAGAGAGGGGGACUGGAUGUGGAAUCUGUAUCUCCUUGUCUUGAUGAAUCUAAUAAUCCACCCUCACCCGAAAACAGGCAUCCAAAGGACUUCCUUAGCCCAUCUCCUUUCUCAAGUAAGGCCCAGGAUAGAAACAGUUUGAGCCCCUACCUGCUGCACAGCACACCUGUCGCUAGAAGAAGGAAAAGCAAAGGUGAACCUUGCUCUGACUACAGCCCUCCUGCUCUGGAAGACACGGAGCCCAGAUCUCAGAGACUUCUGCAGAGGAGGGGAAGCAACACGGAUACAUUACGGAGAGUACUCUUGACCACUCAGAUGAAGAAUCAAUUCACCACUUUGAAUGUUCCUAAGAAAGACAACUCACAGAUUGAGGGUCCAUCUAUCUGUAACUCGUAUGGCUUCAAAAUUAGCAUGCAGAACCUCCAGGAAGCUAAAUCUCUGCAUGAGGUGCAGUACUUAACUCUGAUGAGUAUGGAGCUUCAUGCACGGACACGCCGAGACCUGGAGCCUGACCCAGAAUUUGACCCAAUAUGUGCCUUAUUCUAUUGCCUCAGUUCUGAUGCACCCUUGCCUGACUCUGACAAGACCCAGCUGACGGGUGCUAUUGUGGUCGAUAAAGACUGUCGUGCUUUGGGUCAAGCUUCUGGAAACACAGCACCCCUGUUAGUUAGGUCAGGGGUGUCUGGACUGAAGGUCACUUACACCAUAGAUGAAAAGGAGCUUUUCCAGGAAGUUGUUAACAUAAUGAGGAAGUUUGACCCAGACAUCCUGGUUGGGUAUGAGGUUCAGAUGCGUUCCUGGGGCUACCUAUUACAGCGGGCGUCCACCCUCGGUGUCGACCUGUGCCAACAGCUCUCACGUGUGCCAGGCGAUUCAAAGGAAAACAGCUUUGCUGCAGAGAGAGAUGAGUAUGGUGCUGAAACGAUGACAGAGAUCCAUAUUGUGGGGCGCAUUGUCCUCAACCUGUGGAGAAUUAUGAAAACACAGGCUGCGUUGAACAACUACAGCUUUGAGAAUGUGGUUUUCCACCUCCUGCACCAGCGUUUUCCUCUCUACAGUCCCCGUACAUUAUCUGACUGGUUUGAUCACAGCACACACUUGCACAGGUGGAAAGUGGUAGAUCACUACAUCAGCCGUGCUUGUAGCACAAUACAGCUUCUCCAGCAGCAGGACAUCAUUGGCAGAACAAGUGAACUCGCCCGAGUGUUUGGGAUCCAGUUUUAUCAUGUGCUUACAAGGGGAUCACAGUACCGUGUGGAGUCCAUGAUGCUUAGGAUAGCCAAGCCCAUGAACUACAUCCCUGUGACCCCCAGCAUUCAGCAGCGAACCCAGCAGAGAGCACCUCAGUGCAUUCCUCUCAUCAUGGAGCCUGAAUCACGCUUCUACAGCAACUCUGUCAUUGUGCUAGACUUCCAGUCCCUUUAUCCCUCUAUUGUCAUUGCCUACAAUUACUGCUUCUCCACCUGCCUGGGCCAUGUGGAGAACCUGGGAACAUCUGACGAGUUUAGGUUUGGCUGCACAUCUCUCAGAGUUCCUCCAGAGCUCCUCCAUCAGCUCCGCAAUGACAUCACUGUGUCUCCUAAUGGCAUAGCCUUUGUCAAGCCGUCUGUGCGGAAAGGGGUACUGCCAAGCAUGUUGGAAGAGAUCCUGAAGACCAGAAUCAUGAUCAAGCAGUCCAUGAAAGCCUACAAGAACGACAAGGCACUCAUGCGUUUACUGGAUGCUCGACAGCUCGGACUUAAGCUCAUUGCCAAUGUCACGUUUGGCUACACGUCGGCCAACUUCUCUGGCCGAAUGCCUAGUGUGGAGGUUGGAGAUAGCAUUGUCCACAAAGCCAGGGAGACGCUAGAAAGAGCCAUAAAGCUGGUAAACGACACAAAGAAAUGGGGCGCGCGUGUGGUCUACGGGGACACAGACAGUAUGUUUGUCCUGCUAAAGGGGGCCACUAAAGAGCAAGCUUUUAAGAUUGGCAACGAGAUUGCCGAGGCGGUAACAGCCACCAACCCCAAACCAGUCAAACUCAAGUUUGAGAAGGUGUAUCUGCCUUGCGUCCUGCAGACAAAGAAACGUUAUGUGGGUUACAUGUAUGAGAGUCUUGACCAGAAGGACCCUGUGUUUGAUGCCAAGGGGAUAGAGACCGUGCGCAGAGAUGGCUGCCCUGCUGUUUCCAAGAUUCUAGAACGCUCCAUUAAGCUGCUUUUUGAGACACGGGACAUAAGUCAGGUGAAGCAGUAUAUCCAGAGGCAGUGUAUGAAGAUCGUGGAGGCCAAAGCCAGCAUGCAGGAUUUGACCUUUGCCAAGGAGUACAGAGGAAGCGGCUCGUACAGACCAGGGGCCUGCGUUCCAGCCCUGGAGCUCACCAGGCGUAUGACGGCAUAUGACCGCCGUUUGGAGCCUCGCGUGGGCGAGAGGGUGCCCUACGUCAUCGUCUAUGGAAGGCCUGGCCUGCCACUCAUCCAGCUGGUUCGUCGGCCGAUGGAGGUGCUACAGGACCCCAGUCUCCGUCUCAACACCACUUAUUACAUCACCAAGCAGAUCCUACCUCCACUGGCUCGCAUCUUUAACCUCAUUGGUGUGGAUGUGUUCAGCUGGUAUCAGGAGCUGCCCAGGGUUCAGAAGGCUUCGUGUUCAGCUGUGGUCGGAGGGGAUGAACCGGGGAGGAAAGGCACGAUAUCUCAGUAUUUUACUACCCUUCACUGCCCAGUGUGUGACGAGCUAACGCAGCUGGGUGUGUGUGAUCGCUGCCGGGCCGAGCCCCAGCGCGUGGUGGUCACGCUAAAUCAGGACCUACGGCAGUGGGAGAGCCAACAAGACCAGUUACUGAAGAUUUGCAGGAGCUGCAGUGGCAGUGCAGAGAGACAAGUGCCGUGCGUUUCCCUUGACUGUCCGGUUCUGUACAAACUGUCACGGGUCAACAGACAACUCUCCAAGGCCCCUUACCUCCGUCAGCUCUUGGAGCAAUUCUGACCAACCCGGGCGCUUCGAUACUUUGGUGCUAAUUGCUGUUCAACUCUUUGGUUCAGCUAGUGUUUGUGUAUCCUCGAUUUGAGUCCUGUUGCUGAUUGUCAUAUAUAAGUAUUUCUAUGAGCUCUUGGGUGAGCUGUUUUUCUUUUUAUCCCAUUUGCUGCAUCAUCAUGGUUCGCUGCUAUGGUCUGUGAGUGAGCCUGUUUUCUUCCCAGACUAUUCAUUUGUUGAUAACUACACCUACAUCUUAAAGAGACAGCAUUAUAUUGUAUCCAGUCUGAUCCAAAAUGAGGACUGUAAUUAAAUUUCAUAUGCGCUGUAGCAAUUUAUAAACAUUCAAGUCUGACAAUAAUUUCUAUAGACUUCUCAUGAACUCCGAGUCCUAACAGUUGAC